CGGGUUUAACGCACGGGGGAAAAUGACAACAUUAAGAGCAUUUACGUGCGAUGAUCUUUUCAAAUUUAAUAAUAUUAAUCUGGAUCCACUGACAGAAACCUAUGGAAUCCCGUUUUACCUUCAGUAUCUUGCACACUGGCCGGAGUACUUCAUUGUGGCCGAGGCACCAGGAGGCGAAUUAAUGGGUUACAUCAUGGGAAAGGCGGAGGGCUCGGUCGCCCGGGAAGAAUGGCACGGUCAUGUGACCGCCCUCUCUGUGGCCCCAGAGUUCCGCCGUCUGGGGCUUGCGGGGAAGCUGAUGGAGCUGCUGGAGGAGAUAUCCGAAAGGAAAGGAGGCUUCUUUGUGGAUCUGUUUGUACGCGUUUCCAACCAGGUGGCAGUGAACAUGUAUAAGCAGCUGGGUUACAGCGUCUACAGGACGGUUAUAGAGUACUAUUCAGCGAGCAACGGCGAGCCUGAUGAGGACGCCUAUGAUAUGAGGAAGGCCUUGUCCCGUGACACAGAGAAGAAGUCCAUCAUUCCACUGCCACACCCCGUCAGACCGGAGGACAUAGAAUAACCACACGCUGUGACUCUCUUUCAGAGCCCUCUCCUGCCAGUGCUGUCCCAGUCUGCCCUUCCCUUCCUCUCUCUCGGCACUGCCCGUCUCUGCCAUUGCUUUUUCCUGUGUAGAUUCUCCUCAAAAAAUAAAACUGUACAGAAUAUACUUUUUUAAAAACAUAUACAGUAAAUAUCCAAUUGCAAAAGUGAAAGAGCUGCAACUUGUUUUUUAAAUUAUGUAUUUAUAUAGAUUUGAUAGAGACGCAUUUGAAGAUCAUUUGCAGUGUGACAUGCCACUUGCUCAAACGGAUGAAACGGGAAUACCCCCUUCUGUAGAUUGGGCUUUUUUUUUUCUUUAAUGGGGGCUGUAUCUGUAACAGAGAGUCACAGCAAAAAAAUAAAAAAAG
Megalops cyprinoides (Indo-Pacific tarpon) is the source of this 947-nucleotide messenger RNA. RefSeq names its product N-alpha-acetyltransferase 20, NatB catalytic subunit (gene naa20). The coding region runs from base 23 to 559 and encodes 178 amino acids. The transcript has 6 exons. The record is from RefSeq and is a predicted model, not a curated record. Gene Ontology annotation, biological process: N-terminal peptidyl-methionine acetylation. Gene Ontology annotation, molecular function: protein-N-terminal amino-acid acetyltransferase activity. Gene Ontology annotation, cellular component: NatB complex. NCBI's taxonomy places the organism in Eukaryota, Metazoa, Chordata, Actinopteri, Elopiformes, Megalopidae.